AUGAGUGACCGUCAGCUACCCGGCUUUCCCUAUGCAUCCAACAUCCUGCCAAAUGAGCCGACGACAAGUGAGCAGAGUGAGCCAGCAUACAUUUUCGCGCCUAAUAUUGUGCCGUCCGGACUAUCACCAUACGUUUCGGAGCUCUUGGCUGGUCGCAGGGAUUCCUCAGAUUUUGCUCCUGAACCCGGCCAGGGCUCCCGGAACCCAAAAGUCCCAAUCCCAAGAGCCACUCGCCCUGUCGCUCAUUCCACCGGUGGCCGCGUGAGCCGCGCCUGCGAGGCCUGUCGUGAUCAGAAAGCCAAAUGUAGCGGUCACCGUCCAUCGUGCCACAGAUGCCAGGAGUCCGGAGUGGCAUGCUCCUAUGGAGACCGAAAGCGCGAGAAAAUGCUCAAGCAGUUGGAUGAGCUGACCGCUCAGCUCAAUGUUUAUGAGACCCUAGUACGAGAUUUGUAUCCAAGACUUGAACAAACUUUGGUUCAGCACGUGGAUCGCACUCUCGGACGUCAUUCGGGAAUGAGCCGCCCGAAAUCCUUUUCUGAAGGGGAAACGUCGAAACUCGCGACCAGCAUCACAAACUAUACCGAGGAAGACUUCAACCGUGACGAGAAAGUCCGCGCUACUGGGUUUGUUGGUGCACACUCGGAAUUAGCAUGGUUGUACAAACUUAAGCGUCGGCUCGACAGUAGGCGAUCAACAUUUGGUGGCGAUGGAUUUGAUCAAGAGUCCGUGUCGAUCUCUUCUCUGAGCUACUUCGAGGAUGAUGUUGAGAUCAUCAAUCUUGAUCGGACCGAGCUGUCCAAACGACCGCCAGUGCAUAUUGCCGAUCAUUUUGUGAAACUCUACUUCCGAACAGUUCAUCCAGCAUUCCCCGUCAUUGGCAAAGGCGUCUUUCUCACACAAUACCAGUCCUUCUACAUGGACGCAACAGUUCGACCCGGAAAGCGAUGGGUCGCCGUGCUCAAUCUCGUUUUCGCAAUCGCUGCAGCGUAUGCGCAGCUCAUUGAUGAUGACGUGAAGGUUGAAGGGGACAAUCACCUCUCUUAUUUCACCAGGGGCUGGCGCUUGGGCAUGGACAGCAUCUCGUUGCUUGAUCAUGUAAGCUUACAACAAGUCCAAGUUGAGGGUCUUGCUGCUUUCUAUCUUUUUUGCACUGGUCAAGUGAAUCGAGCUUGGCGAAUCAAUGGAAUUGCCAUACGGUCAGCGACUGCCAUGGGGCUCAAUCUCCGCAGUGAAACCAGAAGUGUCCCCUUGGUCUCAAAGGAGACCCGGUAUCGGGUGUGGUGGGCGCUCUCUACGCUUGACGCAGGACUUUGCCUUCGAACUGGUCGUCCACCGGAUACUGAUCCCGCUUUUUGUACGACCCCGUUGCCGAUUCCGUUCAUCGAGGAGGAUUUCGACGUGACGAGUAUCAUCGAGAUUGUGGAUGAUUUUUCUGUCCGAAGUGCCCUGGUUGCCUCUUUGCUGGGCCCAGGAAAUGAAGAGACAGCUGAUGCGGGGAAUAUUGAGAGCUCGCCAAAUUCUCCUGCUCCGCCCAGAAAUCACCGAAGGAGAGGAAAGAAGGCCGAAAGAGUGACAGCGGAUCUGAUUGAAACCAUGACGCCCAACUCUUUUCUGGCCUUCUUAUAUGGACUGGACCUAGAUCGUAUUACGAGAAAUGCUGUUCAGACACUGUAUGCCCCUAGUGCGACAGGCAAAUCUUGGAUAGAGAUGGAAGUUGUCAUAUCCAAUCUCAACGCAAAUGCUGACGCCUGGUUAUCACGCUUGCCAACAGAAUUUCAGAUUUCGAAGCUUGCUGAUAUUGGUCGUGAUCCAUUCGUCCGCCAACGUGCGGACGUGGGCUUUCGCUUCUACAGUGCCAAGCUUGUCAUCACCCAGCCUUGUCUCAGCCAGCUAGCCUAUCAUUCUCCAAGCGCUAAUGCUCGUGCAGGCGGCACUUUCUGUGACACGAUGGCGGCCAUCUGCGUGCAAAUGGCAUGCGAAAUGUGGGACAUGCUUCCCGAAAAUCCCAACAUCACCUGGCUGGUUGAAGUGUCUCCAUGGUGGUGUGUACUUCACUACUUUAUGCAGUCGGUGACUGUUAUUCUUACACAGCUCUUUCACCGUACAAAACCACAGACACCUGAGAGUGCUGAUCUGGUUCAGUAUGUUGAAAAGGCUCUGAGAUGGCUACAUGCUAUGUCUGGCAAAGACCUUGCCUCCAAGAAAGCAUGGCUUGUCUGCAUGGAUAUUUUGUCCCGUCACGGUAGAGAGCACUCUAUCCGACUUGACAACAUGCCGUAA
This is a messenger RNA of Penicillium diatomitis, 2280 nucleotides long. Its product is annotated as putative C6 transcription factor. Lineage: Eukaryota; Fungi; Ascomycota; Eurotiomycetes; Eurotiales; Aspergillaceae. Gene Ontology annotation, biological process: regulation of DNA-templated transcription; DNA-templated transcription. The transcript has 4 exons. Gene Ontology annotation, molecular function: DNA-binding transcription factor activity, RNA polymerase II-specific; zinc ion binding; DNA binding. The record is from RefSeq and is a predicted model, not a curated record. Bases 1 to 2280 code for a protein of 759 amino acids.